Messenger RNA from Drosophila biarmipes, 447 nucleotides. Its product is annotated as mitochondrial import inner membrane translocase subunit Tim13. The coding region runs from base 82 to 336 and encodes 84 amino acids. NCBI's taxonomy places the organism in Eukaryota, Metazoa, Arthropoda, Insecta, Diptera, Drosophilidae. The record is from RefSeq and is a predicted model, not a curated record. The transcript is spliced from 2 exons.
UUUUACAUCACUGUUUUGUGGUUGCUGGUCUUGCCAAAUUUCCUAACCGAGAUAAACUUAAUUUUACACAGAACCAAACCAAUGGCCAUGGCGAAUGUGGAUAAGGGCGAGCUUAUGGAUCAGGUGAAGCAACAGAUUGCUGUGGCCAAUGCCCAAGAACUGCUCACGCAAAUGACGCAAAAGUGCUUCAAAAAGUGUGUCAAUAAACCGGGAACCUCUCUCGACUCCUCAGAACAGAAAUGCAUUUCCAUGUGCAUGGACCGGUUUAUGGACUCGUGGAACCUCAUCUCUAGGACGUACGGUCAAAGAUUACAACGCGAGCAAUCCAAUUUCUAGGGACACAUGGCUUCUGCAUUUCGGGGCAGAUCGGGACUAAAUACAUCUGCCUGCUAUUGAUUAGUUGUAAUAUUUACAGUUUAAUAUGCAAUAAAAACAUGUGUUACGUGA